Phacochoerus africanus (Common warthog) is the source of this 7862-nucleotide messenger RNA. RefSeq names its product dermatan sulfate epimerase like (gene DSEL). The record is from RefSeq and is a predicted model, not a curated record. The transcript is spliced from 3 exons. Lineage: Eukaryota; Metazoa; Chordata; Mammalia; Artiodactyla; Suidae. Gene Ontology annotation, molecular function: sulfotransferase activity; chondroitin-glucuronate 5-epimerase activity. The coding region runs from base 1240 to 4878 and encodes 1212 amino acids.
CUCUCCGGGCCGCGCCGCCGAAGCUGGCACUGAGGAGCGGCGGCCGCGGCGGCAUUGGGACCUGGGGACGCCAGCGCUCCGCUGGACACUGCGUCCCCCGAGAGCGCCCGGGGCACGCGCAUCUGCCUUCCGCGGUCCGGGGCUGCCCGGGGGCGUCCUGCGUUUCCCGAGAGCGGGCGUGUCCAGUGCCGGGCGGGAGACGAGCGCGGGGCCACAGCCUGUUGGAGCGCUGGGGGUGUCGGGCAGGGGGCGCGGGGAGCCCUGCCGGGGACCAAGCGGCCCGUUUCCUUGUGCAGAGCAGUUUUCUCGAACUCUCCGCCUCCGUCUCGUUGGGGCCCACCGCUGCCGGGAGACCCCAUCCAGACCUACCAAGAAAAAGAGUGUCAUGAAAAAGGAGCAGAAAGGAGACCUCACUGUUGGUGAAAGGGGAGUUUUCUUUCCCAGUUGGUGGUUACUUCAUGAUUGGAAGAGAAGUACCUAGGUGGCUGAAGAGAUGAGAUUUUCCUAGUCAUACUGAUGAAGCUGAUAAACGAAGACAGAAAAUGCUUUCUCUGGGUCAUAAUGGGCUGAUGAAUAAGUAAGCUUGGAAAGACAGAUCUGAAAUGAGGGCAAGAAUUUUGAGUGUUUUAAAACCAAGUAGGACUUUGAACACUUGUUGAGGAUAUUUUUAUCUCAAAAAUGGAGGAAGAAAAAAUUCUCAAAGCAGGAAGUGUAAAAAGCUGAGAGGAGUAACAACCUAAUCCUCUCCAAGAAUUUCAGUACUUCAUCACCUUCUCUGGACACACACAAGCAAAGGCAUCAGGCAUCCUAUCACAGGUGGUGGUAUCCUACGGCAGGAAUGAUUUCUUAAUUUGGAUUUGGGAGUGCUUUUUCUUUUUCACAACCUGUGUUUCUUGACUCGUCAAGUUAGGUAGAUUGAUGUCAAGGAAGUAAAUUGUGAAUUCAUAGUAUGUUUGACCUCUGCUGUGUGAUAUGGGAAAAUUAGAGGUUUUAACCUUCCUUGAAGCUUUAUUGGAAGCAGUACUGCGUCAGGGACACAAACCCACAGUAUAAGUUUUCUUUUUGGUGACUGUGCUUACUUUGAAUGAGCCGAAUGUUAGCUGGAUUUCACAGCGUAUGUGAUUUACAGUCUUUGUUUUAUCAAGGCCUUAAAUGUAUGUUUUAAACUCACCAGAUGGGAAACACAUUGAGUGCUGUGUGUGACACGUACGCCUAAAGAGAGGAACUCCCCGAUGGAUCAUGGCGUUAAUGUUUACAGGACAUUUCUUAUUUUUAGUGUUAGUGAUGUUUGCUUUCUCUACUUUUGAGGAAUCUGUGAGCAAUUACUCUGACUGGGCAGUUUUCACAGAUGACAUAGAUCAGUUUAAGACACAGAAAGUGCAAGAUAUCAGACCCAACCAAAAGCUGAAGAAAAGUAUGCUUCAUCCACAUUUAUAUUUUGAUGCCGGAGAGAUCCAAGCAAUGAGACAGAAGUCUCGCACAAGCCAUGUGCAUCUUUUUAGAGCUAUUAGAAGUGCAGUGACAGUUAUGCUGUCCAACCCAACAUACUACCUACCUCCACCCAAGCAUGCUGAUUUUGCUGCCAAGUGGAAUGAAAUUUAUGGUAACAAUCUGCCUCCUUUAGCUUUGUACUGUUUGUUGUGCCCAGAAGACAAAGUUGCCUUUGAAUUUGUCUUGGAAUAUAUGGACAGGAUGGUUGGCUAUAAGGACUGGCUGGUGGAGAAUGCACCAGGAGAUGAGGUUCCAGUUGGCCAUUCCUUAACAGGUUUUGCCACUGCCUUUGACUUUUUAUAUAACUUAUUAGAUGAUCAUCGAAGACAAAAAUACCUAGGAAAAAUAUGGGCUAUUACUGAAGAAAUGUAUGAGUAUUCCAAGGUCCGCUCAUGGGGCAAACAACUUCUUCAUAACCACCAAGCUACUAAUAUGAUAGCAUUACUCACCGGGGCCUUGGUGACUGGGGUUGAUAAAGGCUCUCAAGUAAAUCUCUGGAAACAGGUGGUAGUAGAUGUGAUGGAAAAGACAAUGUUUCUGUUGAAUCAUAUUGUUGAUGGUUCUCUGGAUGAAGGUGUGGCCUAUGGAAGCUACACAGCUAAAUCAGUCACACAGUAUGUCUUUCUGGCCCAGCGCCAUUUUAAUAUCAACAACUUAGAUAAUAAUUGGUUAAAAAUGCACUUUUGGUUCUAUUAUGCUACCCUUUUGCCAGGCUUCCAAAGAACUGUGGGUAUAGCAGAUUCCAAUUAUAAUUGGUUUUAUGGUCCAGAGAGCCAAUUAGUUUUUCUGGAUAAGUUCAUCUUAAAGAAUGGAGCUGGAAAUUGGUUAGCUCAGCAGAUCAGAAAGCACCGACCUAAAGAUGGACCCAUGGUACCCUCUACUGCCCAGAGGUGGAGUACUCUUCACACUGAAUACAUCUGGUACGAUCCCCAGCUCACCCCACAGCCUCCUGCGGAAUAUGGUACUGCAAAAUUGCACACGUUUCCUAACUGGGGUGUUGUCACCUAUGGGGCUGGGUUGCCAAAUACACAGACCAAUACCUUUGUGUCUUUUAAAUCUGGGAAGUUGGGAGGGCGAGCUGUGUAUGACAUAGUUCACUUCCAGCCAUACUCAUGGAUUGAUGGGUGGAGAAGCUUUAACCCAGGACAUGAACAUCCAGAUCAGAACUCAUUUACUUUUGCCCCCAACGGGCAGGUGUUUGUUUCUGAAGCUCUCUAUGGGCCCAAGUUGAGCCACCUUAACAACGUAUUGGUGUUUGCCCCAUCACCCACAAGCCAGUGUAAUAAGCCCUGGGAGGGUCAGUUGGGAGAAUGUGCCCAGUGGCUCAAAUGGACAGGUGAGGAAGUGGGUGAUGCAGCAGGGGAGAUCAUUACUGCCUCUCAACAUGGGGAAAUGAUAUUUGUCAGUGGGGAGGCAGUGUCUGCGUACUCUUCAGCAAUGAAGCUGAAAAGUGUUUAUCGUGCUCUACUUCUCUUAAAUUCUCAAACUCUGCUAGUUGUUGACCAUGUCGAGAGGCAAAACGGUUCCCCAAUAAAAUCUGUCAGUGCCUUCUUUCAUAAUCUGGACAUUGAUUUUAAGUACAUCCCAUAUAGGUUUAUGAACAGGUACAAUGGCGCCAUGAUGGACGUGUGGGAUGCACAUUACAAAAUGUUUUGGUUUGAUCAUGGUGGCAGCAGCCCCAUUGCUAGUAUACAGGAAGCAGAGCAAGCCGCUGAAUUUAAGAAACGGUGGACUCAAUUUGUUAAUGUUACAUUUCAGAUGGACUCCACAAUCACAAGAAUUGCCUAUAUCUUUUAUGGGCCAUAUGUCAAUGUAUCCAGCUGCAGAUUUAUUGAUAAUUCCAAUUCUGGACUUCAGAUUUCUCUCAAUGUCAAUAAUACUGAACAUACUGUUUCCAUUGUAACUGACUACAACAACUUGAAGACAAGGUUCGAUUACCUGGGAUUUGGUGGCUUUGCCAGUGUGGCUGAUCAGGUCCAAAUAACCAGAUUUGGCUUGGGCACUCAGGCAAUAGCAAAGCCCAUAAGACGUGAUAGAGUGAUUUUCCCCUUUGGAUUUAAAUUCAAUGUAGCAGUCGGAUUGGUUUUGUGCAUCAGCUUGGUGGUCUUAACUUUUCAGUGGCGGUUUUACCUUUCCUUUCGAAAGCUGAUGCGCUGGAUCCUCAUACUUGUGAUUGCCUUGUGGUUCAUCGAGUUGCUGGACGUGUGGAGCACUUGCACGCAGCCCAUCUGUGCAAAGUGGGCAAGGAUGGGGGCCGAGGCGAGCGCUAAGGCUUUGUCUCCCAAUGGGCACCACGUCCAUCUUCCUGAUGUCGUCAUUACCUCACUUCCGGGUUCCGGAGCCGAAAUUCUCAAACAACUUUUCUUUAACAGCAGUGACUUUCUCUACAUCAGGGUUCCCACAGCCUACAUUGACAUCCCUGAAACUGAAUUUGAAAUUGAUUCCUUUGUAGACGCCUGUGAAUGGAAAGCGCCAGAUGUCCACAGCGUGCAUUUCCGCUUACUCCGAGGCUGGCUGCAGUCCUUGGUUCAAGACACCAAACUCCAUUUGCAAAACAUCCAUCUGCAUGAAUCCAGUAGGGGUAAACUGGCCCAAUAUUUUACCACGAAUAAGGACAAAAAAAGAAAAUUGAAAAGGAGAGAGUCUUUGCUGGAACAAAGAAGUAGGAUGAAAGGCGCCUUUGAUAGAGACGCUGAAUACAUCAGGGCCCUGAGGAGACACCUGGUCCAUUACCCCAGCGCUCGGCCUGUGCUCAGCUUAAGCAGUGGGAGCUGGACCUUAAAGCUGCAUUUCUUUCAAGAAGUGUUAGGAGCUUCGAUGAGGGCCUUGUACAUAGUGAGGGACCCUCGGGCUUGGAUUUAUUCCAUGCUGUAUGGUAGUAAACCGAGCCUUUACUCUUUGAAGAAUGUACCAGAGCACUUAGCUAAACUGUUGAAAAUAGAGGGAGGCAAAGGCCAAUGUAACUUAAACUCAGGCUACGCUUCCGAGUAUGAAGCCUUGAGGAAAGAAUUAUCAAAACCCAAGCCACACGCAGUCUCCCUGCUGGCUCACGUGUGGCUGGCAAACACCGCUGCAGCCCUGAGGAUAAAUGCCGACCUGCUGCCUACCAGCUACCAGCUGGUCAAGUUUGAAGAUAUCGUGCAUUUUCCUCAGAAAAUCACAGAAAGGAUUUUUGCCUUUCUUGGAAUUCCUUUGUCUCCUGCUAGUUUAAACCAAAUAUUGUUUGCCACCUCCACAAACCUUUUCUAUCUUCCCUACGAAGGGGAAAUAUCACCAACUAAUACUAAUGUUUGGAAACAGAACUUGCCUAGAGAGGAAAUUAAACUGAUAGAAAACAUCUGCUGGACACUGAUGGAGCGUCUAGGAUAUCCAAAGUUUAUGGACUAAAUGCUGCAGAUUACAACCCAGGAGUAAAUUCCAGAGCCUCCAGCCAGAAACUCAGCUUUCCAGCAAGGAGUGCAAGAGAGAAUGCACCUCUGCAUUGGGACCAAGUGCCACAGACCUUUGAUAAUAGCGUUCAUAACAUUGAAGAGAGGGAUUCCUUUCCUGUGAUUGAUUUUCCUUGGAUAUUGCUGUCAACACUCUUGCUAAGGUUUACUGUAUGCAGAUUACAAAACACUCUUUUGUUGAUCCUUGCCUAUGCCAGCUCUGCUGCCCCCACCCCUACCCCCCCCAUUUAUCAAGCUGUAGGUAUUAUAGAUAUGCAAGACAGAUUAUGCUAAUAUGUUGACACUGAAAAGAUGUGCUGACCCCAUCGGAAGCCCUCCCCUAUGAUAAAUUUCUGUGGCCAAAGCUGGGACCUAGAGUCAGAAUUCCUAUGCUCACACACUACAAUAUGGUACAAAGCAUACAUAUCUGACCUUUCAUGACCAUGUCCUCUUGCUCCGACCAGCUCUCCCAGAGGUAAUGUCUACCCUGGAUUUUAUGUUUACCAUCUCCUUGCUUUUCUUUAUAGUUCCACCACAUAUGUCUCUAUCUUACCAACAUACUGUAUAUUUUUGCAUGUUUUUAUGCUUUAUGUAAACAGUAACAUUCUGGAUAUAUUCUUGUGCAAUUUGCUUUUCUUUGCUCAGAAUUUUAUCUAAUGCAUGUUGAUGUCUGUAGGUGGAGAUCAUUUAUUUUCAACAUGACAGUGUUCCCUUAUAUGAGUAUGCUAUUAUCUGAAAUACCAUACUUUAUCUCGUAUCUUGGUAGAUUUGGGGUACAUUUUUAAUUUUUACAAAUUCAACCAUUAUAUAUAAAGCUUCUAGUAUAUGUCAUAUAAUGCACAUAUACAUGAAUUUUGUCAUUGUGUUUUGUUUGUCCCAGAGUGUUUCCACCCAGCCCCACUCUAGCCUAGAAUAUAUAUUUGGGCUCAAAGCACAUCCUCAACUGUUCUAGAUGCUACCAAAUUAUUUUUACAGAUUGUCUGUACAAAUUGACUUUCCAGCCAUUAUCAAAAUUUUUUGUUGCUCCAGAAUUUCUCCUGAAUUUGACCUUCUUCAUACUUUUAAAUAUUUUCUUGUCUGGUGGGGGUAAAAGGAUGUUACCUUUUUCCUUUUUUUUUUUUUCCUGCAUUCCUCUGAUUAUUAAUGACAUAGAGCACACACAGUAUGUAGUCCUUAUUUUUUCCAUUUAUGUUUCUUCUUUGGUGAAACAAAAUCCACGUUCAUGUCUUUUAUCCAUUUUUCCAUUGUGUUCUUUUUUUCUCAUUGAUUUGUUGAAGUUUACAGUAUAUUAAUACUAAUCUUUUUUUGGUUAUAUUUGUUGUGAAUAACUUCUUGGCUUAUAUUUUCAUGAUCUUUGUAUUAUGACCUUUGUGAUAUACUUUGAUACACAGGUGUUCUUAAUUUGAAUGUAAACAAAUACGUUAGUGUUUUGCUUUAUUAUUUAUACUUUUUUGCAUAUUAUUAAAGAAUCUUUCUUAAGGUUUUGGCACUGAAAAUGUUCUCUAUUUCCUUCUAAGCAUUUUAAUUUUCUUCUCAUUAUCUAUUGCUGCAAAACAAUAUUAUCUCAAGUGUAAUGGUCUAGAACAGCACACAUUUAUUAUCUCACAAUUUCUGUUGGUCAGGAAUCCAGGCAUGGCUGAACUGGGUCCUUUGCUCAGAGUCUAAUAUGUGGCUGUAGUGAAGUUGCUGGCAAGGACUGGGAUCUGUCUUGAUACUCAGCUAGAGAAGCAUCCCUUCCAAGCUCAUGGGGUUGUUGGCAAGACUUAGUUCCUUGAGGGUUGUUGGACUAAAAGUCUCAGUUCUUUUAGAGUCUACCUGCCACAGAUUCUUUUAUAUUUAAAUACUUAAUCUGCUUUACAUGAAUUGCUGUCUAUUCUGAAAUCUUUUUUUUUUCCUGUAUGAAUAACCUGCUAUUCUAGACUAAAAAGACUCAGUAACCUUUUCUUUUCCACUACCCUUUAAUGCCAUCUCUACCAUAUAGGAAGUCCUUAUAUUUUGUAUGAGUUGAUUUCUGAGCUCUACUGUAUUCCACUGGCAAAUUUGGUUACCCAAUGACAAUACUGCACUAUCUUAAUUACUGUAGUCCUUUCAUUAGCCUUGAAAUCUGGCAAGGCAAGUGUUUUGAUUUUCUUUUUCCUCAUUUCUUAAGCUUUUCUUCUUCCAUAUGCAUUUCAGAAUUAGUUUGCACAGUUCCUCGGAGUAAACAAAGAACAAUACUUGUUUUUUUGUUUGUUUGUUUUUUACUGCACCCACGGCAUAUGGAAGUUCCCAGGCCAGGGAUGUUCCCCAGCUAGGGGGAGAACCUGUGCCAUGGCAGUGACCCAAGCUGUUGCAAUGACAAUACAAGAUCUUUAACCCAAUGCACCACAAGAGAACUCCAGAAAAAUACAUGUUAACUGUAAAUGCACUACAUCAAUUUUUGAGAGAAUCGACCUCUUUACAUUAAUUAAUGCCUAUUACUAAGCAUGAUAUGUCUCACCUUUUACAUGUGUUAAUCCUUUGAUAGACAAGUAUGAGCACUUUAUAUAUUAUUAUUACAGUGGAUGAUAUUUAUUUUUAAUUACAUGUUCUAACUGAUGCUAGUAUAUAGAAAAUACAAUUAACUUUUGUGUAUUUAUAUUGUAUCAGGGAACUUACCCUCUAAUUUAAUAAUUUACCUAUAAAUUCUUUCCCGAAAUACUUAUAUAGGUAGUUUUGUAAUCUUACAACUUUUAAUCUUACAACUUUGUAAUGUUCUUACUGGAUUUGUUAGGACUCUCUGUAAAAUACUGAAUGGAUUUGAUAAUGUGAAUGUCUGUGUACUGUUCCUAAUGCGAAUGGAGUGCUUCUGUAUUUUACCACUGAGCAAAUGGAUGGAUGCUGUGUGUAUUUCAGAGAUUCACCUGAUCAGGAUGUGGUAGUCCCUUCCACUCCCAGUCAAUAAAUGACUUUUUAUCAUCAGUG